CAGGGAGCUGGGUCGAUGCGAGUACCUAGCGCGAACACAUUCAGGAACGGGUGGAGGCGCGGGCGGCAAGGGGCAGUAAACACACUUGUAACAACAAGCCAGUGACCAGCGUGUCCUGGAACCCACAUCUGCGCACAUCCUGUCAUGGACUGCAUAUUUAAGAAGUUGUGACCAGCUGGACAGCAACUAUUCCGGUGAUCUGUUCUGUGUGACUGCUGUCUGUUCAGUUGAUGGGAACGUGUCUAUAUACAAAUGAGAGAUGAACCGAGCACGUGACCUAGCUAAUGAAAGCCCGUGGCUCAGGGAAGACUUGAGCCUCACGAGGCUGAGCGUGCCGGCAGCGUGCGACAGAAGUCGGCUAGAAAGGGUCAUGGUCCACGCUCCUGUGGCUUCACGAGAUGAAACAGCAAUGGUUACGGCACCUAGGACGAACUGUCAGCGCCAGCCUACCCACUUUGGGCUCAAUGCCGGUGGAACUCCACGCGAAUGCGAAUGCGUCGAUCCGACUCGACUCGAGGUAGCAACCUCACGUCUUCUUAUCUCACGACGCUCAUUAUAUACAUUCACGUUUCUAAGUGGGUGCCGCAGUUUCUUCACCAAAUGCGGCCGCCGUCUUGGUCAAUGGCUCCAACUCCAACUUCGAGCGUGGUAUCAAAAACUGGGGGAGCAGCAAAGGUCAUCGCCGCUGCAAAGACCGAUGCUUGGGGUAACGUUCGCAUGCCUUGCUUGGACACGCUACCUGGCUACAAUCUUGAAGCACCACACGAUUGGGUAGUCGUGCCGACCAGACGAAACCUCUGUCUUCGAGUCGUUGAUCGGGUGCCUGUUCGUGGCAUACCAGAGAAUGCUGUCGGUAACGCAUCUUUCACUGUGUCAGCCGGCUACGCCACUCUCAAGUGUUCUGAAAGGCAAA
Molecule: messenger RNA, 913 nt
Organism: Didymella exigua CBS 183.55
Lineage: Eukaryota; Fungi; Ascomycota; Dothideomycetes; Pleosporales; Didymellaceae
Exons: 2
Coding region: 260-775 (171 amino acids)
Source: RefSeq, a predicted model, not a curated record